CUUACAUUUAUCUCUGUGUAAAUCAAUCAUUAUUCGAUAAUAAAAUUAAUAUUUUUAAUGCGCAGGGAGCUCGCCCCUUUGUAGACCUAUGGCCGCUCACGGCGGUGGUCUCUUCUCAAGACUUCGAAUCCACUGCGGAGGACUCCAUCUUCAUCUCCCACCCACGCACCACCUCUCUCCGCUUCGACCCCUCCCCUAAGCUUGCCGCUUCCGCCGCCUCCGCUUCAUCGAGAUUCUCCUUCACCGUCUCUCAAUUCGACUCGUUGAAGCCAUGGUACCUCAGCAUGACCAACACCCAUACUGCCGUAGCCCCCGCAAGCCCUUCACUCGCGGGCGCCACUCCUCUCUCCGCCAGGUCACACUCCUUCGCUUCGCCGGCGGCUAGGUCCGCCCCUCGCCUGAGCGUUCCCUCCACGCCUUCCUCAACGCUGCCGAGAACGCCGAGGCCAUCGUUCCUUCAGUCUCCUUCGUCGCUGCUAUUCCCGUUCAAGAAGGAAGGAACGGCUGGAAACAGGGCGGCGCGGGACCGAGAAGCGUUUGCGCAGUUUAUAAGAUUUUACCGGCGGCCGUAUGAUGAGAUAAUAUACCGCGGGAAGAUGAAGGCGCCGCUCGGCGGGCUCGUAUCCAUCGUGUCGCCUAACGUAAAGAUGCAGCGCCGGCAGGGCGGUCAGCACCAGAGGAUUUAAUUUAAUAAUUAGCGACGGUGAUCAUGAUAAAUGAACUAGUAAGCGCUUCUUUUGUUAUUCAUAAAUUAUCAAGUUUAUGUAAAAUAAAUUGAGAUUACGCAGCGUAA
Dendrobium catenatum is the source of this 793-nucleotide messenger RNA. RefSeq lists its product as uncharacterized. The annotation marks the transcript as partial. The record is from RefSeq and is a predicted model, not a curated record. The transcript has a single exon. NCBI's taxonomy places the organism in Eukaryota, Viridiplantae, Streptophyta, Magnoliopsida, Asparagales, Orchidaceae.